UACAUUGUAUAGCAUAGGGAACAAAUAUACAAAACUGAAACAGUUCUUACUGAAACUGAAACAUGGAUUUGAUUUCUAAAUCCACAACUUUCACACGCUGCUACCAUGCUGAGUAAAGCUUUAGUGAGUCAACAAUGCAUAUACACUUAUAAUACAUAGGUAGACCUUAAUAAGCACAUGGAUAAUGUAAUGGGAAAAUGCCAUUAUAAUAUAACUGUUCCUGCAUGUGGUAAAACUGUACUUAUAUCUGGCAUAAAUUGAGCAGAGACACCACCAUCAGGUGCUACCAUAGCAACCAGCUGAUGAUACCAUAGCAACAAACCAGUAUUAUGGAUAGUUUCCUGCCUGAUAUUCUCCAGAAGGAGACAAAAGAUGAACUGCUGUGUUGCACAAUCUGCCAUGGGCCGCUCAUGCAGCCCAAACUUCUCCCCUGCCUGCAUACAUUCUGUCAUGACUGCCUUGAAACCUGUAUUCAUUAUGAGGACACAUCUGAUGUCAUCUCAGAACAACCUGGUCAAUUGAAAUGUCCGAUAUGUAGCAAUGAAGUUGAGCUAAGCGAACAUGGACUGGAUGAAAUACCAGAUAAUAUAUUCCUGAUUGCUUUACAAACUCCUGACUUUGAUCCUAAAUUGAGUAAUGUUGAUGACAUGCCAUGUAUAGUUGUUCCUCAGAAGUGCAAUAAUUGUGAGUCUGACAUUGCUAUGUAUGAAUGUCAUGAAUGUAACCACAAUCUGUGUCGAUUUUGUCGUCGCGCCCAUGACAGUUUGAAGAUAACAAAUUCUCACAAAGUGGUGUCAUUACAUUCUAGAGCAGCUAAACGGACAUCUUUAAGGAAAACAUACGUGGAUGAAACGCGAGCAAAUCAGGACUCUGCCUGCUGGGAACACCCAGAUGAUAUUAUAGACAUGUGCUGUGUGCAGUGCGACCAACCAAUAUGUGCCAAAUGUAGAGAAAUUGAUCAUACCCUACACAGAUGUGUACCACUGAAAGAUACUGCCAAAAGAGACCGUGAUUUCAUCAAAAGUUCACGAGACUGUGUCAACUCAAAAGUGGUAGCUUACCAGGAUGCAAUUAUUAACAUAACAAAAUAUGAAAGUGACAUUCAGGAUAGCAAAGAACAUCUUCUUAAAGAGAUAAACAAUAGAAAUCAAAAGAUGCAUCAGAUGAUUGAUGCAUGUUCACAGACACUCAUAGAGCAACUAGAUUCGUGCUGCUCUCGGGAACAAAGUCAAAUAGAAUCAUACAAGGAGGCCUAUGACAGUCAGCUGGCAUCUUUACGUGCAACGGAGGCUUUUAUUGACAGGCUAGUCAAACAAGGAAAACCUGAUGAAAUAGUCCACAUGAAGAAAUAUAUCCUUGAAAGAAAUCCACAUUUCGAAGUUUGCAAUCCAGAGAAAAUCAACCGUAAAUUGUCACUGAAAUUUUCUCACAUUCAUAUCACACAGAAUGAUCUACAGAAAUUCUCUGGUCGGAUAAUUGAGACAAAGAUUGCAGUACCAAAAGUUGUUGUCCAAACCAAGUCCCCUUUACCAUCCCCUUUAUCUCCAAUGGGGUCUACAUUGAAGUCUGAACAAGUAUCUAACUUUACUUCAAAGACUUUGAAUGACAAGAUGGGGUGCAAGCCAACUAGUAUCACAGUCACUGAUACAGAUGAGAUUAUAGCUAUUGACGAUAUAAAUAAAAAGAUCAAAAUAUUCAACAAGCGGGGACGACUUAUCAAUGAGUUAGCUCCAGAAGGUUCUAAUAAACUCAUAGACCCAUGGGAUGUAUGUGUCUUGAAAAAUGGACAUAUAGCUGUGACAGAUCGAGCGCAUGGAGUUUGUGGCAUCAAAGUGUUCAAUCUGGAUGGGAAGUUUAUUGAGACAUUGUGCCCACAUCUGAAGACCCCCUGGGGCAUCACAACCAAUCGUAAAGGUGAAAUCAUCACCACUGAUAUUGAAGAGAAAUGUGUCAAGGUCCAUGAUGCCGAAGGAGGCCUCCUGUACUCGAUCCCCGAACCAGGGGAAGAUCAGAUAUUUAUGUGUCCAGAGUAUGUCUGCGUCAACAAAAAUGACGACAUCAUUGUCUCAGAUUUUGAGGGUCACUU
Owenia fusiformis is the source of this 2086-nucleotide messenger RNA. NCBI's taxonomy places the organism in Eukaryota, Metazoa, Annelida, Polychaeta, Sabellida, Oweniidae. The record is from the annotation of a GenBank genome assembly.